ACAGCUCGGGUGGACUGAAGCGUAGGAUUAUUUCACAAUGGAAGAAAAAGUUUGGUGGGGUUCAAGUGCACGGGCCCUAAUAACCAAAUGGGAUGAAAAGAAAGGCAUAAUCCUACAUAGUAGACACCGGUGUCCUGCUAAUCAUGUGGAACCGGGUGAGUUUUUAACUAAGCAACCGAACCACUACAUCACCCUCUUCCGUCGAUUGCUGUUAAUUGCGCAAAUCCUGGAAAAGUUGAUUCAUACGCGAUUACUUAAAUGGACGGAAACAUUUGAACCUUUGUUUCAGCGAGUUAUGUUCUUCCUUGGUGCAAUCCAACAACGGUAUCAUGGCCUACCAAAAACCCACAAGCCAGAUGUCCCGGUGAAACUGACAGUGGACGGAAUAGGUUCCUCGCCUCAUGAGCUGCCCAGAUUCUUGUCAGGUAUCCUAAAACCACUCAAUGGACGUCAAUUACGAGGGGUAUUGGUACCGGUGGUGAAACCCAACAGGGAAUGA
Opisthorchis viverrini is the source of this 499-nucleotide messenger RNA. RefSeq lists its product as hypothetical. The record is from RefSeq and is a predicted model, not a curated record. Bases 38 to 499 code for a protein of 153 amino acids. The transcript has 3 exons. Lineage: Eukaryota; Metazoa; Platyhelminthes; Trematoda; Opisthorchiida; Opisthorchiidae.